CAAGCCUACAGAGAUUGCUAUGGAGCAAGUAGCAGGACGGAAGAAGAGCAAGUUCUGGUUCUACGCAGUGGAGCCUAUCCAAGGUCCUCCAGGCUCAGGCUCGUCUGUUUUGCCUAACGGCACAGCUUUGUCGGGUGUAAACGGCCACCACAAUGGUAAUGCCGAUACAUCCGGCAAUGGCAGCUAUCUCUCAGACGCUGUCCAAGAUAGUGACGUCGCGAUGGAUUUCCGACGUAGCCUUGAAGGUAGCCUAUCCCCUGCUCUCAGCGUGGAAUCCUAGCGUCCUAGAGUGUUGACGGUCUCUAUGUUCUCUGCAUAUUUGUUCAGUUUUUUUUUUUGAUUCUCUCUUCUUUUCUUCUUUUCCAUCAUAU
Serpula lacrymans var. lacrymans S7.9 is the source of this 371-nucleotide messenger RNA. RefSeq lists its product as uncharacterized. The transcript has a single exon. Lineage: Eukaryota; Fungi; Basidiomycota; Agaricomycetes; Boletales; Serpulaceae. The record is from RefSeq and is a predicted model, not a curated record. The coding region runs from base 20 to 280 and encodes 86 amino acids.